UUUGGAGCCCAGUCUUCUUGGCUGUUGACAUGUGGAGGUUCUUUGUGUUUCCCUGCUGUCAGAGGUCUCGUAUGGUGUUUCGUGUAUUUAAAUGUCGCCUUUCUGAUAUUUAAACUGUGUUGUAUUCGGUAUAAAUGGACCCGAAGAUGGUCGAACCCAACGAGAAAGCUACCUAGAAAUGUCUAGCUGUGAUAAUUUUGUGGAACAGCUUUGGAGAAAGGGGAAGUGCGCGAACUGCUUUCAGUCUCGCGACAAACAUCAAAACGCUGUCAACAAACACGAAGACGCCACUUUUACCGGUAGUGGUACCGCAAACUGCAAACCAAAACGAGUGGUGAUUCCUCCACAAAGCCCUAAAAAUCAGAAUUUCGAAGCAUGUAGUGUUGAAAAUACGGAUAAUCUAUUUAAACAGGAACGAGGAAAGGAGGGAAUUGAUAAAGGAAAUGGUGAGAAGAGCAUUAAUAAAUCCAUUACACCUUGCACAAUUCACGCCAUUGGAGCCAGCAAAGAUUGUAGUAGCACUGUGACUGAUUUUAGUAAAAAGGCACAGGAUUUCAAAUCAUCUACAGUUCUUAAACCUAGGCCAGUACCAAGACCAAAACCACGACCGGCUUCUCGAGCAGUGGAAUUUAGUUGUGGCGCUGUAAGUCGCGAUGAAAACCCACAAGAAUCGGCAGAUGUGUUAAACGGUCUCACAUCGUUCGAGAAUUCUCUUGGGAAUUCCCAUGCCCAACCAUGUAACGCAACCUCCUCAGAAAUUCCCUUCGAGAGUGGAUCUUCAAUAUUGGAUCACGGUGAAAAAUCGGAGCUGGAAAACAGAUCUGACACCGAAACAAACAGCGAGACAAUAGAAAAUGAAGUAGGUGCAGUUGAAUUGGGGGAGCCGAAGAAUGAUGCGGAAUUUUCAAAUGUGAACAAAAGUGACCUUCUGACUUUACCAGCUAAUAUUUCCAUCGAUUGUUCAACCGAAACCGAAGCAGCCGAUCCGUUGUCUACAAAUGCGAUCGAAAACGACGAUUCAAGCGACGAAUAUGUACCGAUGAAAAGCAAUAUAGACUUGUUUGGUGUUGAAUCUGAUCCUCUACAUGAAGUAGUUCGUGAGACAGAUGUUUUGAAACCAAACUGCGAAAGCGACAGUGACUCGAAACAAAUGGCGAUUAGCGAAAAUCGAAUGAAAGUUGCAUGUGGCUCACAAAUCGACGAACAAUCGUCGUCUUGUGUUUUAGAAUUUCGUAAUCCGUUGUGCAUGAUCACAAACAAGAUCAGCGACACUAGAACUACUGAUCUAGACACUGGUGAGUCUGACAAAAUGAAUAAUAAUCACGAUAAUCCUAAAAAGAUUAUUUGUAAAUCUUCUAGUAUCACAGAGCCAAAUUACGUAAAUAGACCAUCAAGCUCAAGCAGUGAAAGUGCCGUGUCCAGCAGUCAAGAUUCGGGUUAUGAAAACACUCGAAAGUCGAACAGGGGUAAUUCUUUAAACAAUGCCUCGGGCAAUGGGUCGGUUCUUGUAGAACAAGAAGUAGGCUUGGCAGAUAUUUCAGUUACUAUCACUCCUACUACAAGCGAUGGCUAUUGUGUUAUCGAGUCUAGUGGAACCUCAAGUAGUUCUUGGGGAAGCAGCACUUGGGACAGUUGUAGUACAUCAGAUUUUCACGAAAACAGUGGUGAAGCUGUGGCUGCUAAAAAUUCCCUUGGAAAUUUGAACACCAGAAAUGACAAACCUCAUUUGGUGGCAUCCCCCAAAGUGGCAGUAAAUGGACAGUCCAUAGCAAAAGAAAAACUCCAAAGUAGCAAAACGGGACCUUUUUAUGUAAAUACAACAUUGAAACCAUUUACAAAACCAUAUAAAGUGGUUGACAUAAGUGCUGGUGUUGCUGUUCCUACAACAGAGACCCAAAAUGAUGCACCACCCCUACCCCCAAAAGAAAAAGAUUUAAAGAAAGAUAGAGCUGAGGAAUUGAAUCACAUUUACCUGGAACCCAGUGAGGAAGUUGCAACUAGCCCAGAACAAGCUUUGAAAAAUGAAAAGGAUAAAAAACCUAUUUCCAAGGCAAGUGCUUCUCUAAACUCUUCACUCAGUAAAGCUUCUGGCAGUGCAAUGGACAAGAGCUCAGCUGUACGAAGGGCUCCAGCACCAAGACCUCGUUCUAGAAUACCAUCUCAAUUUGGCACCUUACCUAAGCCUGCCCCCCGCACAUCAAGAAUUCUUAAUGACACAGUUGUCAAGGUGGACAGCAAAGAGCAAAAAGUGGUUACAAUGACUCCACCAGUUGUUUCAAUAUCACCUCUUCCCACCAACCCACCUUCAGACCCACCCCCUCUUGAAAGACGGCCAUCAUUUACAAAACCAAAUCAGGCUCUGACAAGUCCUGCCUCUCCCCCACCCCCUCUGAAGGACAUUGUGGAGCCUAGGAGCUCAGAAAAUCCACCUAAAAAUGCACCUUUGAGUCCUGUAAGUCCUGUCAGCAAUCAAAGUGGGGCAUUAGGGGGGUUACAGAAUGGGCCUGUGAAACCCAAAAGAAGUGCCCCACCACCUCCCCCCUCUGCUUCCAGUCCCCCACCGCCAAAGUCACCUUUGCCUCAACCUGUGACGCCUGUUAAGUCAGCUAGCCCCAGUACUUCUCAAACGAAAUCUCAGCAAGUGUCAUCUCCAGGUCCCAGUCCAUCUCACCAAGAAAGUCCGCCAGUCUCAUCACCAAGCCCCAGUCCAUCUCAGUCAAAAUCCCAGUCCAAGUCUAAAGCAACCCGAUCAUCUAGCUUCACAGGACCACAUGACGCCGACACGGAUACAAGCCCCGCAAAACUGUCUUCUCCGAAAUCGACGAUCAGAAGAGCUUUUGCAAGCAUGAAGAAACUGGGAGGUAAAAAGAAACACAGGCACAGUAAGACCAUAGAGAUUAGUGCUCCUAUAGCAGUGAAUGAUGAGGUGCCAGGCUUUUUGGAGCAGAAAGAGGCAGUGCGGCGUCGGACCUUUUCCGAAGUUAAGCCUCUACAAACCGAGAAGAGCAGGUUAUUAGAACCAAAUGAGAUCCAGUCCGUAGAACCUUUUACUAGUUCCCCUGACUCGGUACUCUCGCCUGCUACAGCUGAAUAUGCUUCUUCUGCUACUCCUCCCUCCGCUGUGGAAUCAUCAGCCGUCGAGGAAAAAUACAAUAAGAAAGGGUCUCCCAUUAUGCAGACUAAGCCAGGGAUUGGCUACCAGAACUUUCCUCUGUCAAAGGGAGGAGACACCUUAGAGCGUCCGAAAAAGCCUCCUCGCGUUGCGAAAGUCGUCAAGCCAUGGCAGCACAACGAGCCGACGCCAGAUAAAGGUACAAACCAGCACGAGGAAGAACCAACUUAUCUACAACCCAAUGAAGAUGAGUUUACAAUCAAAGUAGAAACAGCUUUAGCCAAUUUGACUGAUGCUGAAAUCCUCGCUGAGGCCCUAUCAAGAGUGGAGCAAGAAUUACUUGGACCACUGCCAGCCAUUCCUAGAUCCCGACAGGUUCAUUUCCCAAGUGAACAUUCUGAUGGCUCAACUACUUCUGCGGUUGGCAAACCAGACCUCACGAAGCGUCCUGUACGGGUAGUUUCCCCAACCCUCGUCAAUGGGUCAGGGGACAAAGGUGAUUCCAAAUCUCGCCCCAGACUUCCUUCUAGACCACCAAAUACAAAGCCAGCGGAACAGCCAAUGCGAGAGCGAUCCCAAAGCCUAAGAACACAAGUUUUGGACAGACAGAAACCUCCAGCUUUACGUAUGCGAAGUCAGUCGAUGACUACAAAUGUUCUAGAGAAGCGCUACAAUAAGAUUUUGAAACUGCAGUUGCAAACGCUGGAGGAAGUGAUUCAUUCUUGGCGAAGGGAAUUGCUGCCUGACCCAGAACUGAACUUGUCUGACACACGGUGGUCAGACUACGAGCUUUGUGGUGAUGCCCUGAGCGUGCAAUGUCCAGGAGCAGUUCUACUGCCCGUGAAAUGUGCCGUGUAUUGGGAAGGAAACAAGAAGUUGCUUGCCAAGGUGGAAUACCCGCUGCAUUCCAGAACUCGCUCUUCGGAACCUUCACCUAACCAGCAGGAUAUGCGUGUAUGCGAGGCCCUGCCAUAUCACGUGAAUAUAUCUCGUGUGCUGACGCAUUUUAUUGAUCACGUGCCUGGUGAUGCAAUUGGGCAGCCCGACUGUGACUCAUACGAGACACUGGUGAGCAUCACAGAUCAAAUUCCUUGUGAAACUGUCGCUGACUUUCUCAGUCGGACCAUUGACGAACACAAAACCGAUCCAGAAACCUACGAGAAGAAGAUAUGUCUGCUAAUUCUUCAGCUUUUGAGUGCGCUGAAUCAUUUACACAAAGACGCCGUUGUUCAUCGCGACUUGAAAGCCGAGAAUCUUUACAUCCUGGAGGGCGAGCUCGUGGUAAUUACCAAUUUCCAGUGUGCGCUCAAGCAACCCAGAAGCACUCAACCCAAUCCCUUUAUUUCAAGCAAGAGCACGUCGAGCCAUUUUGGCGGCAACCCUGAACAUCUUCCGCCAGAAAUUGUAAAUGCGCCAAAAGACUCAGAGCAGUUGAAUUAUGAAGACUGCGACACUUUUGCGGCUGGUUGUUUAAUUUACGAGUUCCUUCACAGACACAAUCCUUUUGCUGCUAACCCGAGCCUUGUCAAGCAGAGUUAUGACCAAACUGAUCUUCCUCCAGUUCCCUUCAAUUCGCGAUAUUCCAGGGGACUGGGCGCGAUUGCUCGUCAGUUGUUACAACGUCACCCUCAGGAGCGUCUGUCUGCUAUGGAAGCCAUUGAAAUGCUUCCGGUGUUGCUAUGGGGACCGAAAGAUCUUGACGAUGACAGCAUAGACAACGCCAUCGGUGAUUGGCUAGAAACGGAGCGAGCACAUACAGUGGCAAUGAUUGCGCGAAACCAAAUCCAACAAAGUUGCAGCUCAGACGAUUUCAUGGAGACCUAUAUGAAGUGUCAGUUCCUUGUGGAUGCUUCCGUGGAGACGAUAUCACACAUUUAUCAGCAGCUUGAUCUCGACCAGUGAGGAUGUACUGAACCAGGUUCAAACUGAGGAAUGUAUCUCUUAAUCAAUUGAUGAACCUGUUUGUUUACCCGGUACAAAUGUAAAUCACGUGAGUUACUCGAAAAGAGUCUUUUUGUUGUUUACAAUCACGUGGUAAAAACUCAGGCAUGUCUGAACACACGGUACCAUUUACUCUCUGCAGCAAAGCGAUUUUAAUCACCUAACUUUGAUUGUCGUCGUUUUGGACCUCUUCCCUGUGCAUACCUUGUGCCUCAGCAAGGCUGAUUUGGUAUCACGUGAUUGUAGUUGUGGUGGAACGUGAGCGAAAAAGAAAUUCUCACUGAUACCUUAUUUCCUUGCCCAUGGGACUGAGAACGAAUAUGUUGUCGUUCGAAACUGACGGCUUUAUGUUGGUUAUUGUUGCAAGGCCAAUCAGGAAUUUCAUUAGGCAGCGAGACGAGGAAAGUUCGUUUGCUUGCAUAUUGGCAUAGAAUAACCAAAAUAUACUCAAAUAUUAUUUAAAACGCGGGUGCAUACUUCGCUUUAAGUAUAUCAGUGUUUGUCCGCAAACCUCGCCUUGUUUAAUUUGGGUCCCAUUUUAAACUAAAUGGUGGCAAAUAAAAAAAUUUGAUAAAUAUAAUUCACAAUAGACGUUAUUAGAUGAUUUUACAAAGUAACCAUUUGCUACUUCAAGAGUUAGAGGAAACCAAGUUCUCCUAAAGUUAGUUUAGUUUAAAAUUAUAGAUAUUCUAAGGGGGUGAUAUUUAAAAAUAGCCUUUACGAGUAGGUUGAAUUCCCCGUGGGUAUGUUGUAGAGUGGCAAACUUCAGAGAGUUAUCUUUGGAUGUCUUCGUCUAAUCAGGCAUUUCAAGUUAUUUUUAAAUGUUCUUUCCUUUGCGUGAAUAAUUUUAUGUUAUAUUUAGGUAUUUUAAGAAUAUAUAUUUAUAAUUGGUUGUCAUAAGUGACGCCUGUAUAAAAGUUGAAAUUAUUUUUUUUCAAUUUUCCCCCAGCAAGGAAAUGUGCAUAAUUGUUAACUGUUAUUUAACGAGGAAACAUUUUCCCAGCCUAGCGUAGAAAGCUUAACGUUAUUUUUUUUGUAUCUUUUUAAACUGUCUGGGAAAUUUCAUUGCUUCGAAUUUACGGAAAUGUAUUUUAUUUCAAGAAUAUUGAAAAUUUGGAAUAUUGUCAUGGUCAAAGGAACAGUUGGGGAGCCAGUGACGUUUGUGGACGAAUUUAAGUGAAACUCACUAGGGCUCAAAAUGAUCAUCAGAGAGCACUCUAAGAAACUUAUACAGAACAAUAAACCCUUAGGCAAAAAUUGACUGAUUCACAGUGUUAAAUGGUACGGACUGGCCUACGAACAAUAUCUUGAUUAGGAAUUAGAAUAAACAAACCCUCAGAUAUGGAUAACUUGGUUCUCAAUCACGUGCUCUUACGCCGAAAACCUUUGGUGAACUUUUGGAAGGUUUUUGCUGCUUUCAAAUUGUAUAGAAAGAACGGAAAAUUAGUUAGUCCACGAUGAUUUUCCGAGAACGAGACUUGCUCCCCGACCAGUUACAAGAUUGUUGGUCUUAACUUAUUUGGAAGUAAUGCUGAUUAAAGAAAUAGGAACAUUAUUUA
Molecule: messenger RNA, 6612 nt
Organism: Stylophora pistillata
Lineage: Eukaryota; Metazoa; Cnidaria; Anthozoa; Scleractinia; Pocilloporidae
Biological process (GO): protein phosphorylation
Molecular function (GO): protein kinase activity; ATP binding
Source: RefSeq, a predicted model, not a curated record